This is a messenger RNA of Larimichthys crocea (large yellow croaker), 3123 nucleotides long. RefSeq names its product claudin 7a (gene cldn7a). Gene Ontology annotation, molecular function: structural molecule activity. The transcript has 4 exons. Bases 344 to 985 code for a protein of 213 amino acids. The record is from RefSeq and is a predicted model, not a curated record. NCBI's taxonomy places the organism in Eukaryota, Metazoa, Chordata, Actinopteri, Sciaenidae. Gene Ontology annotation, cellular component: membrane; bicellular tight junction.
UGUGACACAGCAGAAACGCUUACAAACUGUUAAACAGAGUGUUAAGGGGAGAGACAACCUGUUGCUUUGCUGGAAGCAGAGGGGACAUUUCCCAGCAGCUACUCCCCGCGACCACAGAGAAUUGCAUGUCCAUGCAUCAGCGGGCAAGAUAACUACACACCCACUUCACACCAUCACCCACAUCUCCGAUGCCCAUCCCCGACUGAAGACCCCAGGAGCGACACGGACUCUACCAGGCGUCACUCCAGCACAAUUAAGAGAUCUUGGAAGAAACAUCUAGAGAAGAGGAGAGGAAGACCACAAACUUAAGUUCAUUCAGAGAAGCGGAUUUUUUGGGGAAGAGAUGGCUAACUCCGGUAUUCAGCUGUUGGGAUUUUUCCUGUCGCUAAUUGGCAUCGUUGGACUGAUCAUCGGGACUGUUCUGCCGCAGUGGAAGAUGUCCGCCUACAUCGGGGACAACAUCAUCACGGCGGUGGCAAUGUACCAGGGACUGUGGAUGUCAUGCGCUUUCCAAAGUACCGGACAGCUCCAGUGUAAAAUCUACGACUCCAUCCUGCAGCUCGACAGUUCGCUUCAGGCCACUCGUGCCUUGAUGAUAGUUGGCAUCAUCGUAUCCAUCGCUGGUCUGGGUGUGGCCUGUAUGGGAAUGAAGUGCACCACCUGUGCAGGCAGUGACAAACUACGCAAGUCUCGCAUUGCCAUGACAGGAGGCAUCAUCCUACUAGUGGGAGGGCUGUGUGCCAUCGUAGCGUGCUCCUGGUUUGCUCAUAAUGUGAUCCGGGCCUUCUAUAAUCCCUACACUCCAGUCAACACUAAGUUUGAGUUUGGCGCUGCUAUCUUCAUCGCCUGGGGCGGCUCCCUCCUCGAUGUCCUAGGUGGCGCAAUGUUGGCCGCUUCCUGUCCACGCAAGAAACACGUAUCCAAGUACCCAACCAUGGGCGGUUCCCGCUCCGGUCCGCCAAGUAGCACUAAAGAAUAUGUUUGAGAGUGCUCCAUACAGGUUGGGACUCAGAACAGAAGCUGAUGACGAAUUCAACCCCCCCUUCCCCCUUUUUGCAGCCCUGGCGAGGAGUAAAACUGAAGACGUACGGAGAGUUGUAAAUCAUAGAGGCAAAGAAUUAAUGAAAUGGGACUUUCUUUUCUUUUUGUUCAGACAGGCCUUUGAUAACCCCUCGAUUACCAUGCAACACUCUCAGUUGUUUCAUGAAUGAUGUCUCUCACCCCGUCCACACAUUCCACAAUUGUUUACAAGUGAUCUUCACAAAUACAUUAUAAUUGGAUCCCCUGACUUAAUAGACGAGCCCCCGGGGUGUAACCUCUUGAAUUGUAGCCUAAAUGGUGGAUUAUAGCCAACACUUGCACCUCCAUGUCGGAACCAGCAUCUAUUAGCGUUUGCCAUGUAAUUGAAAGUAAUCAAUUCCUGUUAGGUGGCUAGGCUGCGGCUCAGGGGUCCUGCACAACAGAGAGACAGGGUGACAAUACAGUGUUUUAUAUGAACUGUUGGUGUUUCUAAAAUAGACGUUACGAUGAGCAGGGUGUGACUUCACACACAGGGCUCGCUGUGUAGGGUGACCCGAUCACACAGGCCUUUUACUACAACACUCACUACGGGCCCAGCAGCUCUUCAUACCAGUCUGUUACAAACCCUGCUCAGAUAUGAAAUAUUUUAUUAUGUAGUCACUGUGCCAUUAUGGCUUGAAUAGCUUCCAUAUCAGCCACUAUGAGAUCAAACUGCCUCUAUUUAUUUUGUCAAGCGUAGGAUGAAGUUUUUGCUCCUGUGUAGAUUUAGAUAACUGGUAGUUCACUGUGGCCCAGCUUUAGUUUUCAGAGAUAAACCCAGUCAUGUUGUUUUUUUGUAAGAUGUUUUAUGAUCUGAACAGUGUGGGCUGUUUUUUUAAAUGUCAUAGUUUUAUACACUUGGCUCAUAUACUGUAGCAAAUAAUGGUGUAAUGAGAAAUGAAUGAAAAAAAAGUGUUAACAUGUCCAACAGUACUUAAAUAAUAAAAGAUAUCACAACAAUGUGCGGUGGUCAUACUUUUAGAAACAAAGAGCUCAGGUUUGACAAGUGACACAAACACCAAAAUCAGAUUUUGCUUUCAAGACAGUCCAAAGAAAGACCUCCCAUUUGAUCAAAGGAAAACAAAACUGAAAAUAAAAUGAAUAUAAUAAUUAUUUUUAUUUUAAUAAAAUUUAAUCAUUACAGUGUUUUAGGGUAAUUUUGUGAGCUAGUAACCGCCUGAAAAAAAACUUUUGGACAUGUGGUUUUCAGUGGGCAGUGAUGCUAUAAUAUAUGCACAAUUCUCCAUUUGUUCACACAAUGAAGGAGGCAAUACAACAAACUAUUUUCUCCAUUGGGAAUAAGAUUGAUGUUUCCUAUGUGAAACUUCUGUGAGAAAGCAGGAAGCAAUAAACAUUCCACGAAUGCAGCAGAAAAAACAUGAAUCAGUGCAGUCAAGCUUCACGCAGUGAACACAAAAACACAAAAAGAUUUCCACAAAGAGUCAUCUUUUAUUUCCCGAGAUGCAUUAAGAAAAGUCGACCAUUUCCAUGCAAAUGGUAAACCACAACUCAAACAACAAUCUUUGAGUCAGAGAAUGAGCUGGGAAACGAAGCGUUCCCGUGACGCAAAAAAAGAAAAAAAAGAAAAGAAAAAUGAACUCAUAACAUUUUCACAGCCAACUAAGUAACAUGACAUCAGCAUGAGCCUUUACAGACAAUAACAUGUCAUCUCAAGGUCCACUGCAAUCUUUAAAAAAACCUCCAAAAAACCUCAGUGUUAAGAUUGUCUCAGCAGUGAAUGCUCAUCAUAGGCUGCUUGUUUUCAUGAUCUCAUACUGUAAUUGUGAAGUAAAGGCUGACAUUAUCUUUAAAUAGUUCACCUGAACCGGGUGGAGCAAAACAAGCAGAGAACUGCUGUAUAAUUUAACAUAAAUACAAAGUAAGUGUUGUUCAUUACGACAUAUCAGUGCGCCAAUCAGAAUCCACUUGAAAUCAUAAAUCUGACACAGCAUCAAAUGUCAUUUGGCAAUUUAAUCAAAACAUUUAGAGCUGUACACGACUUCUAUCACAGUUAACUGGCCAACUGGGAAGGCCUGCCUUUGAAAACAGCAAAAAAAAAAAAAA